Molecule: messenger RNA, 2230 nt
Organism: Dreissena polymorpha
Lineage: Eukaryota; Metazoa; Mollusca; Bivalvia; Myida; Dreissenidae
Exons: 3
Coding region: 1-969 (322 amino acids)
Source: RefSeq, a predicted model, not a curated record
AUGUUUGACAUAGUGCGGUUCAUACCAUCUACUGUCAAGUUUACGAGUACAGUGUGUGUUCACCCUGUAUACAAGGUCUGUCAGUUCAUACCAUCUACUGUCAAGUUUACGAGUACAGUGUGUGUUCACCCUGUAUACAAGGUCUGUCAGUUCAUACCAUCUACUGUCAAGUUUACGAGUACAGUGUGUGUUCACCCUGUAUACAAGGUCUGUCAGUUCAUACCAUCUUCUGUCAAGUUUACGAGUACAGUGUGUGUUCACCCUGUAUACAAGGUCUGUCAGUUCAUACUAUCUACUGUCAAGUUUACGAGUACAGUGUGUGUUCACCCUGUGUACAAGGUCUGUCAGUUCAUACUAUCUACUGUCAAGUUUACGAGUACAGUGUGUGUUCACCCUGUAUACAAGGUCUGUCAGUUCAUACCAUCUACUUUCAAGUUUACGAGUACAGUGUGUGUUCACCCUGUAUACAAGGUCUGUCAGUUCAUACUAUCUACUGUCAAGUUUACGAGUACAGUGUGUGUUCACCCUGUGUACAAGGUCUGUCAGUCCCUACUAUCUACUGUCAAGUUUACGAGUACAGUGUCUGUUCACCCUGUGUACAAGGUCUGUCAGUUCAUACUAUAUACUGUCAAGUUUAAGAGUACAGUGUGUGUUCACCCAGUAUACAAGGCCAGUCAAGUUUACGAGUACAGUGUGUGUUCAUCCUGUGUACAAGGGUUCAUACUAUCUACUGUCAAGUUAACGAGUACAGUGUGUUUUCACCCUGUAUACAAGGUCUGUCAGUUCAUACUAUCUACUGUCAAGUUUACAAGUACAGUGUGUUUUCACCCUGUAUACAAGGUCUGUCAGUUCAUACUAUCUACUGUCAAGUUUACGUGUACAGUGUGUUUUCACCCUGUGUACAAGGUCUGUCAGUUCAUACUAUCUACUGUCAAGUUUACGAGUACAGUGUGUUUUCACCCUGUGUAAAAGGUCUGUCAGUUGUUAGAUGUACGAUUGUCGGAUUAUUUACCUUUGUCUAGCUUGAAAUAUACCUUAUUUAGCUAGGUUACUGGCAAUGGUAUGUUAGUUGACAUAUUGUGUAACCUAAUGUUUAUGACAGCAUUUGUUUCUAUCAACAUAUGCAAGGCCAGUUUAAAUUUAUAGUUUACAUAUUGUGAUAGAUUUAUUUGAUUGGCAAUAUUUAAACACACCUUUUUGUGUCAACACAAGAUAUUUAACCAAUAAAAUCUAAUCUAUAAAAUGAUAUAUAUAUGAAGACAUUAUGCCUAAGCCAAUGUGAGGUAAUGCGAUUGGAGUGUACGAAUUACACAUUAAGUGUUUGUGUGAAUUUCUAUACACGUACAUGUAUAAGCGUAACAGGCAUUAGAUUUUAUUUGUUAUUUUGGUAAUUUUUACACAAAAUAAUUAUCAUUAUGACUUACCUCACAAUGAAUGCCAAUGAUGCUUUAUUGUUGGAUUAUUGCCUGGAAAUUGCAAUGUCAGUAUCCAGUGCCUUGUAUUGUCAUUUUAUAUGAGGUAACAAGAUUUAAUUGUUGUAUUCGCAAAACCAUCACUAUUUACAACACAUAUUAUAUAUUAAAACUAUUGUUGCUUUAAACUAUACUGUCUACCCAUACUGCUUAUAUCCUCUUUGACCUUGACAGUGACCUUUGUUGGACGUAAAGGAGAGGAAGUGCUGUCUUGCAACAUUGGGAGGCUGGUCUGUUAAUGCUACUCAAUGUCAUGUUUUUUAUGCCCCUGGAUCGAAUGAUCGGGGGUAUAUUGUUUUUGGCCUGUCUGUCAUUGUAUGUGUGUGUCUGUCAUUGUGUGUAUGUCCAAAACUUUAACCAAAACUUUCACAUUGGUCAUAACUUUUGCAAUAUUGAUGAUAGCAACUUGAUAUUUGGCAUGCAUGUGUAUCUCAUGGAGCUGCACAUUUUAAGUGGUGAAAGAUUCAAUGUCAAGGUCAUCCUUCAUGGUCAAAAAAAUAAUAUUAAAAGCGGCGCAGUAGGGGGCAUUGUGUUUCUGACAAACACAUCGCUUGUUCUUAUGUUUAUGUGUAACCUGUGAUUAUACACCCCGAUGAUCUUUCUUUAUAUUAAUAUUUAUUUUGUUCUUUAUACAUGUAUUUUAAUUUUUUCUAUUCAAUUGUUUUGCAAUAUAUUUACAUUUCUGUUGCUUAUGAUAAUAUAUUUAUUUGAAAACUUACACUAUAUGUUUGUAAACCGUUUUAUUUACACAAAUAAAA